UGUCCACCUCGACGGCGCCAUCUUGGCCGACCAUACGGUGAUACAGGAAGGUUGUGAAGUGUUCAGUGCGUUCCGGUUCCCUGAGAGCACACGGAACAGUCUAAUAGUUUUUUAAAGCAGAAGACACUCAGCGGACCAGAGGAAGAGGAAAAAAAAAAAACACACCAGGAAAUGGCGACGGGAGCAAACGCAACCCCGCUGGGGAAGCUGCACCCGAGUAUCGGCGCUAAGCGGGGCUUCGACUCGGGGCCCGGUGCUGGCUUAAUGCCUCCGCCGGGGCCUCCGGCCUCUUUCCCGCUCCAAAACUUUCAACAGAUGCCGGGUGCCGCUUUCCCAGGAUUUCCCGGGGCUGCUGGUCCAUUUCCAAACCCACCCAUGUCCGGAGUGCAGUCUCAGUGCGGAGAUAUGAGUCUAAAGAAGAGGAAAAGGAGUCGUUGGAGCAGUGAGACCCCCGAUCAGAAGACGAUCAUCCCGGGAAUGCCCACCGUCAUCCCUCCUGGCCUUACUCGCGAACAGGAGAGAGCUUAUAUAGUCCAACUGCAGAUCGAAGACCUGACUCGUAAACUGCGUACAGGAGACCUGGGAAUCCCUGUUAAUCCUGAGGACAGAUCCCCUUCUCCUGAGCCGAUCUAUAACAGCGAGGGAAAGAGGUUGAACACACGUGAGUACCGCACUCGCAAAAAACUGGAAGAAGAGAGACAUUCACUCAUCACUGAGAUGGUUGGGCUGAACCCUGAAUUUAAGCCCCCUGCUGACUAUAAGCCUCCAGCCACCAGAGUCAGUGAUAAAGUGAUGAUCCCACAGGACGAGUAUCCAGAAAUCAACUUUGUUGGACUUCUCAUUGGACCACGUGGCAACACGCUGAAGAACAUUGAGAAAGAGUGCUGUGCUAAGAUUAUGAUCCGUGGAAAGGGUUCUGUUAAGGAGGGCAAAGUGGGCCGCAAGGAUGGACAGAUGCUCCCAGGAGAGGAUGAGCCUUUACAUGCCCUUGUCACUGCCAACACAAUGGAGAACGUCAAGAAGGCUGUAGAGCAGAUACGUAAUAUCCUAAAGCAGGGUAUUGAGACUCCAGAGGAUCAGAAUGACCUAAGGAAGAUGCAGCUGCGGGAGCUGGCCCGACUGAACGGCACUCUGAGAGAGGACGACAACAGGAUUCUGCGGCCGUGGCAAAAUUCUGAGCCUCGUAGUAUUACCAACACUACCCUGUGCACAAAAUGUGGAGGAGCUGGACAUAUUGCCUCUGACUGCAAGUUCACUAGUACUUAUACCCCGAGGCAAGGUGAUCCACCCCAGUCAGCUCAGGAUAAGGCCCGUAUGGAUAAAGAGUAUUUGUCUCUGAUGGCUGAGCUGGGAGAGGCACCCGUUUCAGCAUCUGGUGGUGGACAUAACCAGCCCAGUGGCCCCAGAGGAUCCGGGCCGAAUACCAACCAGCCACCUCCAAACCGUCCUCCCUGGAUGAACUCGGGCCAUUCAGAUAACAGGAACUACCAUGCCAUGCAUGGUGGUCCUGGUGGUCAUGGAGGUCCCCACAACUUUCCCCCUCCCAUGCCCAACAUGGGUGGACCACCCAUGCCUCCUAACCCUAAUGGCAUGCCCCCACCUUGGAUGCAGCCACCCCCUCCACCCAUGGGCCAGGGCCCAUCUCCUCAUGGACACCCAAUGGGUUUGUUGCCUCCACCUAUGGGCAUGAUGCCGCCUCCUCCACCUCCACCAAACAAUCAGCCACCUCCACCACCAUCUGGGCCUCUUCCACCAUGGCAACAGCAGGCUCCACCCCCUCCACCCACCAGCAGCAUGGCAACCAGUGCCCCACUGCCAUGGCAGCAGAAUACCACUACCACUUCCACCCCCUCUACAGGCAACCUGCCACCAUGGCAGCAACCUCAGCCAGUAGCAAGCUCUGCUGCUCAGCCCCCUCCUCCAAUGGGAAACCCCUCCAUGGUGCCCCCUCCUCCUGGAGUUCAGCCCCCGCUGCCACCUGGUGCGCCACCUCCUCCCCCUCCCCCACCCCCAGGCUCAGCGGGCAUGAUGUAUGCACCCCCUCCACCUCCUCCACCCAUGGACCCCAACUUUGUUACCAUGAUGGGAAUCCCAGGAAUGCCUCCAUUCGGGAUGCCACCUGCUCCACCUCCCCCACCACCCCAAAAUUAAAUACCCCCAUGUCAACCACAUGAUAAAAGCUGGAGGACAACAUGACUUGGUUCUACUGGAUGUAUGUUAAUGCAAGAGGAAAAAAAGCUGAUGUGGUUGAAAUGUGUACAUUUGCUUAACUUAAUUUGUUUCAGAUUUUAAAUUUGUAAUGUUUGCUCAGUAGAGUUUUGUUUUGGUUUUGUGCAGGGGAAUGGUUUGUGUUUUCAGGGCCUUCAUUUCAUUGGUUGGCCCAAAUUUUAGUGCUAAAUGACAUUCCAGACCACAGUAAUUGAACAGUUAAAAUAAGCAUCUUUUUUUAUUAUUAUUCAUUCAAAAAUCAGAUGGUUUCAUCUCUAAUGAAUCAAGAAUGUUUUGCAUCCAAAAGCUUUCUUUUGUUUAUUCAUGUGUUGUCUGAGUAUUUUUGUAAUGCUGACUUCAGCUAAAUAAAAGUUGAAAUGGCCUCACAUUUA
This is a messenger RNA of Silurus meridionalis, 2600 nucleotides long. RefSeq names its product splicing factor 1 (gene sf1). Gene Ontology annotation, molecular function: mRNA binding; zinc ion binding. Lineage: Eukaryota; Metazoa; Chordata; Actinopteri; Siluriformes; Siluridae. The transcript has 12 exons. The record is from RefSeq and is a predicted model, not a curated record. Bases 172 to 2151 code for a protein of 659 amino acids. Gene Ontology annotation, biological process: regulation of mRNA splicing, via spliceosome. Gene Ontology annotation, cellular component: nucleus.